Austrofundulus limnaeus is the source of this 2362-nucleotide messenger RNA. RefSeq names its product RCC1 and BTB domain-containing protein 1. The record is from RefSeq and is a predicted model, not a curated record. Gene Ontology annotation, molecular function: protein binding. NCBI's taxonomy places the organism in Eukaryota, Metazoa, Chordata, Actinopteri, Cyprinodontiformes, Rivulidae.
AGCACGAUGACUUCUUGACUGUGGCUCAGUCUCUGAAGAGAGAGUUUGACAACCCAGAGACAGCUGACCUCAAGUUCUGUGUUGAAGGCAAAUACAUCUAUGUCCACAAAGCAGUUCUCAAGAUCAGGUGUGAACACUUCAGAUCAAUGUUCCAGUCUCACUGGAACGAAGACAUGAAGGAAGUGAUUGAAAUCGACCAGUUCUCCUAUCCAGUCUAUCGCUCCUUCCUGGAGUUCCUUUACACAGAUGCUGUGGAGCUGUCGCCUGAAGAUGCUAUUGGGCUGCUGGAUCUGGCCACGUCGUACUGUGAGAACCGGCUGAAGCGACUGUGUCAACACAUCAUCAAGAGAGGGAUCACAGUGGAGAAUGCCUUCUCCCUGCUGUCUGCAGCGGUACGCUAUGAUGCCCAGGACCUGGAAGAGUUCUGCUUCAAGUUCUGUGUAAACCACCUGACUGAGGUGACCCAGACUGCUGCUUUCUGGCAGACCGAUGGCAAUCUGCUCAAAGAUUUCAUAUGUCGAGCCAGUCGCUGCGGAGCCUUCAAAAACUAAAGCUUGCUCAACGAAAAUGAUGGGAACAGAUGCAGAGGAUUUCACAGGACCAUAAAUCCAUCAUCACCUCCAGUCGAGAGCAGAAACCUUCACUGACCGAUGCAUUCAUAAUGGAAAUCUUGACAUCGCUGACAGGUUUGGAUUUUAAUCUUAAUUUUUAAGGUCCUGUCACACUAUGUUUUAGACAACUUAUGCUGGCUUUUUUGUUUUGUUUAACACACUGGUGUAAUUUGCAUGUAUGUUAUCAACGUUAUGGAAAAACAAUUUUGUACAUGCUCAAAAAAUUCAGCUUAAAUCCACAUGCUGCUGAUAAGUGAGGCACAAGUUACAGCUACGCUACAGGAAAUUUAUGCGUCAGUUCACGUGUUACAGGUAAAUUAUGCUACUCAUAAGUGGACAUGACCGACACCAGCAGGACUGUUCUGAAGCGAACGCACAACCUUUUUUUAAACCACUGAGUACCUUCAGUUAUGCAAGACUUAUGUGCAAAGUCAGUUUAACGUACGGUAUUCAAAACAAUUAUUAUGAAUUAUAAUAAUACAGGUAAACUAUCCAAACAAAGUCAACAUUGCCAAAAAUGCUAUUUAGUUUCAUAUUUUAUCAAUAAAUACGUUGAUCAAAGUAAUGUCAGUCUGGUUCUAAAUUUAAACAAGUUUAGCACACUUCACCAGAAUCUUGUUAAGUAUCUUGUAAUCUUGUGUUGGAUUUAAAAUUCCCGAUAUUUAUGAUAAACUACAACUAUUUAAAAUCUGACCUUUCCACAGAAAGAAUACAUGAAGUUCAGCAGAAGUUUUAUGUGAAACAUUAGUUACAUGUAGUUAGGAUCAGUUUACUCAUAGGUUUUUAUCUGUUCAAGUCAUUAGCAAAAUGGUAUGAUCAAAGAGGUGCUAAUUGAAGCUUUUUUUCCUCAGUGUGCGCCAGCGUGUUUGACUAAAUUUGCAGAUAUCGGCAUAAGUUGUCCAAAACAUUGACAGGGCCUUUACAAAUACAUUCAUAAUGUGUGCAUUUCUCUGCUGACAGCACAAGUGUUAUAGAGCAGCAAGCAGCUGUUUCAGUGCCUUGGCUAAGCAUUCAGCAUAAAAUAGGAGCUCAAAUGUGAAGCAAGGUGUGCUGUUGGUAAAUUUUUAAAGAAUUUUGACUGUCAUAAGGUGUUACUCUCUCUUAAAACUUUUUAAGUGAACAAAAAUGGUUUUUGCACUUUUGCUGCUCUGUUUUAAAGUUUUCAGGUUGAAAAAUGAGUCUUUUAGCACUUGUAGAUGUUAGAAAAAAUCGCAGCAUCCAGUGAUGAAUAACGUUUAUUUAGGUCAAUUUUGAGUGUGUCAUUGUUGGUUAAAAGUUGUUUCUGAUACUUAUUUUCUGUCUCAGUGGUAAGACAAGCCAAAGACGGGACUUUACAAACGGGAAUCAGAAGACAGGUUUAGUCUUAAAUGUGUGGAUUUUAUAGAUUGAGCUUAAAUGUUUCUUUAAAACAGAUGUUUAUUUUUAUUAAAACAAUGUAAAUAUGGGCAUUUUGUUGUUUUUGAUAGCUCUUGCUUGCACAAUCAGACAACCAGGUAAAUGAAAGACCUUUAAUUUUACUGUAUGCUCAAGGACUCUUUUCUUUAUGACUGGUCAUUUACAUUUCUGUGUUAUGAUUUUUAGUUCUUGGUGGUUACUGCACUGCAGCUUUGAGUAUUCUUAAGAUUGUAUUUUUAUGCCAAAAACUGAAAAUCAACAAUUGCCUAACAGUGAAUGUUAUGAAGUGCCAAGUUAAAUUUUGUGACUUCUGAAAUGAAACAAAUAAAAAGUGAUUUGUUUUAUAUAAAUGAGUA